Molecule: messenger RNA, 2350 nt
Organism: Didymella exigua CBS 183.55
Lineage: Eukaryota; Fungi; Ascomycota; Dothideomycetes; Pleosporales; Didymellaceae
Product: amidophosphoribosyltransferase
Exons: 2
Coding region: 216-1988 (590 amino acids)
Biological process (GO): purine nucleobase biosynthetic process; purine nucleotide biosynthetic process
Cellular component (GO): cytoplasm
Molecular function (GO): amidophosphoribosyltransferase activity
Source: RefSeq, a predicted model, not a curated record
CUUUCACAAAAUGUCUCCGUACGCAGUAACCGCUCAGCACCUGCCGAGGACAUCCACGCCUCUUCACCACGCGACUCGAGUUUGUGCACGUUGCGCAAAUCAGGCCGCUGGUCGAGCUCCCAGUGUCGACUUUCACUACACUUGAACGCGUUGCGCUCGCGCGCAGACCUUACCUGAUCCUCUUCACCAAUAACUAAUACUAAACAAACUUCACCAUGUGUGGAAUCAUUGCCGUCAUUCACGGUGACCCCAAAUCCUCGUCGGCAUCCGUAGAGAUCCAUGAUGCCCUAUAUCUGCUCCAGCACCGUGGGCAGGAUGCUGCUGGUAUUGUGAGCUGCAGUUCGGGAGGACGAUUUCACCAGUGCAAGGGAAACGGCAUGGCGUCCAAGGUGUUCCAGGACGGUGCCCGCGUCGCCGACCUGCCUGGAUACAUGGGCCUGGGUCACCUUCGGUACCCCACCGCUGGCAGCAGUGCCAACUCGGAAGCUCAGCCGUUCUACGUGAACAGCCCGUACGGCAUCUGCAUGACGCACAACGGCAACCUCAUCAACGCGCCCGCCCUCCGCCAGCGGCUCGACGAGCAAGCUCACCGACACAUCAACACAGAGAGUGACAGCGAGCUCAUGCUGAACAUCUUCGCCGACGAGCUCAACGAGACUGGCAAGGCCCGUAUCAACGCCAACGACUGUUUCGCGGCCUUGGAGCGCAUGUACAAGCUGUGCGUCGGUGGCUGGGCCUGCACCGCCAUGCUUGCUGGUUUCGGACUGAUUGGCUUCCGCGACCCCUACGGCAUUCGCCCCAUGGUGCUCGGUUCACGCCCGUCUGACACGGGCCACGGCUUCGACUACAUGAUGGCAUCGGAGAGCGUCGCUCUGGUACAAAACGGGUACAAGACAUUCCAGGACAUUCUGCCCGGUCAGGCCGUCAUCCUGGAGAAGGGCAAGGAGCCAGUCUUCCGGCAGGUGGCGAAGCAGGAGUCGUACACCCCCGACAUAUUCGAGUACGUGUACUUUGCCCGGCCCGACUCGGUCAUUGACGGCAUCGACGUCGACGAGAGUCGACGCAACAUGGGCUACACGCUCGCCGAGACGGUCAAGAAGCAGCUGGGUCAAAAGGUGCUCGACGAGAUCGAUGUCGUCAUGCCUAUCCCAGAGACCAGCAUCACAUCGACCGUCUGCGUUGCGGAGGCACUGGGCAAGCCGUACGUCGCCGGGUUCGUCAAGAACAGGUACAUUUUCCGCACCUUCAUCAUGCCGAACCAGAAGCUGCGCCAGAAGGGCGUGCGCGCCAAGCUCAACCCGAUGGUGCAGAAGUUCAAAGGCAAGAGCGUGCUCCUGGUCGACGACUCGAUUGUCCGCGGCACGACGUCUCGCGAGAUCGUCCUCAUGGCGCGCGAGGCCGGCGCUACCAAGGUGUACUUUGCGUCGUGCGCGCCGCCCAUCACCAACGCACACAUCUACGGCAUUGACCUCGCGUCGUCGUCAGAGCUGAUCGCGCACCAGCGCGACGCGGCAGCGAUUGCCGACCACAUUGGCGCGGACGGCGUCAUUUUCCAGACGUUGGAGGACCUCACGCGGGCGUGCGCAUCGCUCUCACCGCGGCAGACACAAACCUUUGAGGUGGGCGUCUUCUGCGGCAAGUACGUGACGCCCGUGGACGCGGGCUACUUUGCGCACAUUGACCGCAUCCGCGGCGAGCGGAAGCAGGCCAAGGCGCUGGACAGCGCGCGCGCGGCUGUGCUGCACGGCACGGCGGACCCGCAGCAGGUUCGCAUGGCGGCCAAGGGCGUCGAGGUCGAUCAGCACGGCAACGUCAUCCCGUCUGGUGAGAGUGGCAGUCCUGAGCCGCACCCUGAGAGCGCCAAUGGGGUGCAGAAGGGGACUGCGAAUGAUUUGUCGAAUCUCGAUGGCGGCGAGGGGGAUGGGCACGCCAAGGUGUCGAAUGGGAGUAGUCAGGAUAUCAGCCUGCAUAACCAGAACGACUACUAGACGGGUUGGCGGGUGAGUUUUAGACGGGAGUGAGUUCUCGACGGGUUGGCGGAUGAGUGAGUUCUCGACGGGUUGGCGGAUGAGUGAGGACUCGACGGGUUGGUGGAUGAGUGAGUACUAGACGGGUUGGUGGAUGACGGACGGCCAAGGUGUCGAGUGCAUCCGAUUCUCACUACUUUUUACGAGCGGAUGAAACGCCUCGCAUGAAUUACGAAAAAAGAAGGUUGGUCGGCGUCGGUGGGAUUUUAAGACAGGAUGAUUGGUUGGUUAGACAUGCUGCCGGGUAACUCGCUCAGGCAGCUUUAGACGGUCGCGCAUGGCGUGAGCUGGUAUGAAUGGAUCGAUUCGCAACGCAAGUAAUG